AUGGAGAAAAAGCGAGAUGAUGCAUCCUCUGGGCAAGAAAUGCUCGAGAAAUCAGCUAAAGGUGCUACCUUUUUAAUGAUGGGUCAAUUGAUCACUAAGAUGACUACAUUUGUUUUAAACAGUUUGUUAGUACGAUUUUUAUCGCCAAGAAUUUUUGGUAUCACUGCAUUUUUGGAGUUUAUUCUAGGUACAGCGUUGUUCUUCAGUCGGGAAGCUGUCAGAAUGUCGACUUUGAGGAUUAAGGAUUCCAAUGAAGAUGAGAAAGGUAGAAGCCGAUCUGCCGUUCUACAGACUGCUGUAAAUUUUGCUCAUAUACCAAUUUGGAUUGGAUUUCCUCUGUCUAUCAUAUUGACCACUUGGCAAUACAGAAAUAUAAACUCGUAUUUCGUUGCAUUGCCCUUUUUCACUUGGUCGAUGUUUUUGAUUUGGUCUAGUAUCAUGAUUGAAUUAUUAAGUGAACCCUUUUUUAUCGCUAACCAGUUCAUGCUGAACUAUGGAACUAGAUCGCAAUUUGAAAGCAUAUCGGUGACAUUUGGAUCUGUAGUGAAUUUUUUGGUCAUUAUGGGUUUCGAAAAAUGGUCAAAAGGUGAUAAUUUAGAAGUGGUCGAACCCACUAAAGAGGGAAUCGCUAUUCUUGCAUUUGCUCUAGGUAAGGCUUCUCACUCUUUGGUUUUACUGGCAUGUUAUUACUACAAUUAUCGGAGAUGGUUUGCACCAAAGCGGUUAUUUUCCAUACGUUUAGUGAAGAUUUAUCCACCAUAUGAGAAAAAGGGUUAUUAUUUCCAAGAUGAAAUUUCUCAGCAUUUUAGAAAAGUUUAUUCCCAAUUAUGUUUCAAACAUCUUCUGACAGAAGGUGAUAAAUUGAUUAUCAAUUCUUUGUGCACUGUGGAGGAACAAGGUAUUUACUCGUUGUUAUCGAAUUAUGGAUCGUUACUUACAAGGUUGCUAUUUGCACCAAUUGAAGAAUCCUUAAGGUUGUUCCUAGCGAGAUUGUUAUCAUCUGGAGACUCAAAGAAUUUGAAAUUGUCCAUGCAAGUCCUAAUGAAUCUCACCAAAUUCUACUUAUAUCUCUCUUCAAUGAUUGUCAUCUUUGGUCCAACAAAUUCAUCAUUUUUACUACAGUUUUUGGUUGGAUCUAAGUGGUCUACUACAUCCGUCCUCGACACAAUCCGUGUUUACUGCUUUUAUUUGCCAUUCUUGGCGCUUAACGGUAUAUUUGAAGCCUUUUUCCAAAGUAUUGCCACGGGUGAUCAAAUUUUAAAGCAUUCAUAUUUUAUGAUGACUUUUUCAGGUGUCUUCUUACUGACCAGUUGGGCUCUUAUCAAGUAUUUGGAAUUAUCAAUCGAGGGGUUAAUCAUUAGCAAUAUCAUUAACAUGAGUUUACGUAUGAUUUACUGUGGUCAAUUCAUCCAGAAAUUGUCUAAAGGAUUGCGUACUGGCUCUUCAACAUUUACUCUGACAAAUUUCAAGAGUGUGCUACUGCUAGGCGUUGCAAUUUGGGUAAUAGACUGGGGGAUGAUUGGUUUAGUCAAGAAUUUUAGACAGUUUUUCAUCAAUCUAAUUCUGGCGGUAAUCAUGCUAACGGUUAUCUUACUCAAGGAAAAGGAUUCAGUGCUGAAACUCCUAGGUGGGAGAUUUUCUAGGACGAAACGUGUAUAG
Molecule: messenger RNA, 1659 nt
Organism: Zygosaccharomyces rouxii
Lineage: Eukaryota; Fungi; Ascomycota; Saccharomycetes; Saccharomycetales; Saccharomycetaceae
Gene: RFT1
Product: glycolipid translocation protein
Exons: 1
Coding region: 1-1659 (552 amino acids)
Biological process (GO): dolichol-linked oligosaccharide biosynthetic process; glycolipid translocation
Cellular component (GO): endoplasmic reticulum membrane
Source: RefSeq, a predicted model, not a curated record